AUGUCGUACGGAGAGGCUUUCUUCAAUAUAUUGCUCAUUGCGGCCUGCUGCUAUGCAAUGUAUAGCUUAACGCCUGCCGACAAUCCCUACGGAUAUGUUGCAGCGGCCUUCUGUUUUGUUCACGGCUUCUUGGACCUACUCCAGGCAUUUGCUGCAGAAGAGUCGGACGAGUGUUCGCCUAUCCUUGUGCUAUCGGCAAGCAUUAUCGCGGCCAUUCUCCUUCCAUUGGCCAAUAUUGAGUUUUAUUUGAAGUCAGAUAUGUCGGGUGUGGCUUUAGUACAUAUGAUGUCGUUUAUACCGCUGCUUUACGACAUGCUCGGAAAGAUGUGCGAUGAUUGGGACGCCGCUACAGACACACUAAACGAGUUGGUGCUGACGGGAAACGUAUUAUCUAUCUCCUUCUUGGCUGUUCAAACCGGUAACCCCAUGUAUGGGGGAAUCGCGGCGAUCGCCUUUUUCGGACGCUACGGUUCCGAGCUGAUUGAUAAAUUUGUGGAUGGCUUGGGUCCAUACAUUUCAACGUUGUCCAAUGCGGCCGUCAUUGGUCUGAUGACCUAUUCCUUGACGCAAGGAUGA
This is a messenger RNA of Scaptodrosophila lebanonensis, 576 nucleotides long. RefSeq lists its product as uncharacterized. The record is from RefSeq and is a predicted model, not a curated record. Lineage: Eukaryota; Metazoa; Arthropoda; Insecta; Diptera; Drosophilidae. The transcript has a single exon. Bases 1 to 576 code for a protein of 191 amino acids.